AUUCCAAUUUGAUCUUAUUCCAUGCAUUUUGAUUGAGUCAAGCGGGUCAUCGCAUUCAACGAGAUUUCUCCUCCACAAAACCUUUCUUGUCUUCUGUGGUGGUGGAAAACRAGUGUUGGCAUGCUGUAAGAAAACAUGGAGGCUGAAGAAGAAAAGAAAACUACACCACUCCGAWCAAAAUCAUCCUAUUCGGAAAACGCAACGCUUUCGCAUUAUUGAUAUCCUGCAUACUUUGCCGCUUGUCACGAUGAGUAAUCAUGGUCGGUUUCUUCUCCGAGCGGGAUUYAACGCUUUACUGGGGGCAGGAAGAAAGCAACAAGCUCUUCUUCCGGUUGGAGCUGUUGUGUCCCCUUCGUCUCUUCCGGAUAGUCAAAGAGAAGAUAGUUACGGYCAGAAACGGCAACGUGACCCAUUUUUGACGUCGAGUUCAAAACGAUUAUUUCAUUCCACGGCAAAUCGAGAAAUCCUUCCUCUUGUGGCAGCGGGUGCCGUAGUAUUUAUUGGACGGUAUUCGUGGAAGGCUCUCAACCGCAUGGAUGAGGAUUGGGAGGACUAUCUUUGGGAACUAAAGCAAUACGAGCGUGCUCGUGUUCAAGCAAAAGCCGACGCAACUAUCACAAUUGGAGUGGAUCUAGGGACAUUUUAUCUCAAACUGUCUCGCGUGAAUAAGAACAAACCGCAACUGAUCGAGACCGCACAAGGAGAUCGAUAUCGAUUCAAUGGAAUUUUGUCCCAAGACGACGACGUUAUCAUGGGGAAGCCAGCCCUGGAAAAAUUCUUUUACGAAAAAACUGACGAAAAAACUGACGAUGGUGUAGAGAAUAAUGACAGUGGAAGCAAUAAGGUAGUUUUGCCAUACAUGGAACUUCAAAACGAAUCAAACGACGACGCAACAGCAUUGGUUCAAAAAGUGUUUGUCCCGGCUGUAGCGGAAGCGAUGGAGAGAGUAAUGUCCGAUGGUGGUAGCGAUGCUUCUAGCGACGAAAAGAAAAAUCUAAGAACAGUGCUCACUUUACCACCGCUAUUUUACAACAAGCAUGGAGAUGGACUCUUUCGCAAAAACUACCACGACAACUCUCAUCAGACAAUCACUGUGCCAGAACCCGUUGCUGCCAUUUGGGGAGCUCAGGCCUUGAAUCUAAUACCUACACCGGAAUCCAAGGAAGAAAAUUCCACAUCUUCGACCAUGGUGAUGGAUAUCGGAGGACUAGCCAGUACCAUUUCGCUGGUGCGAGACGACAAAGUUGUUGCAUCCGUGAGUCUCGAUGGCAUAGGCGGCGAAAAUUUUGUUCAGCAACUUGUAGAUCGUAUCCUCGUAGAGACCGGGGACGAGACCAUGGGGAAGGAACCAAUGACUCUGACAAUGAUUCAAACAAACGCCCGAAGCAGUGCCCUAGAAUUGGUUAACAAGACACAGUCGAAAAUCCACAUCCCCUUCUUGUAUAUGGGUCGCAGGCCCGACGAUCCACAUUUGGAAACAACUAUUUCACGAGCCGUGUUGGAACAGGCUGUCCAAGAUGGCUGGAGCAAGUCCAUCAUUCCAAAGUUGGUAGAAGAAAAUAUGCUGUCAUCGUCACUGCCGAUUCCAAAAGAUGUUACUUCACUCUUUACGUCGGCAGUCACAAAAGUGCUGGAGGAAAGCAACGAAAUUCCAACCAACAUCGAACGAAUACUAUUAGUUGGAGGGGGAAGUAGACACAAAUUGUUCGAAGAGGCUUGUAAAGAAUCUAUAACUGCUUUAAUGGGGCCAGCAAACUACCAAAGCAAGAUUGUUAUACCAGAAACGUCAUUACGAGCCGAAUUGACCGCGCUUGGUGCAGCGUCGUUGUUGCCAAAUUUUGACUACGAUUAUGACAAAGGGCUCGAAAAUGUGUAACUGUUGAUUGAUGCCAUUUGGUUGAAGCUUGUGAGAUAUUUAGCUUCUACAAAAUUUGACAAACUAAUUGUAUAUUUCGAAGAACGUGCUCUAAGGGUUUAAAACUGAAUUAUGAUAGCGGGUCAAUGGAGUUACAUCUUGCAAUAAACAACGAAACCACGAGAUUUUGUGUUUAAUGCAACAUGAUAUGGACCUCCCAAAAGCGAAAGUUUUCUCGUCCAUAGGAUGUUAGGAAUUAGCCAAAAAGGAUGACUACCAAAAGAACGCACUAUUACUCUCCAUUAAAUACCCUCAUCAACA
Messenger RNA from Pseudo-nitzschia multistriata, 2176 nucleotides. The record is from the annotation of a GenBank genome assembly. Lineage: Eukaryota; Bacillariophyta; Bacillariophyceae; Bacillariales; Bacillariaceae.